AUGCUACGACGGAGCCAAUCGGCUGCCAACGAAGCCUUGUUAAACCAGUCCGAAGAUACACGCCGGCUCAAAUCAUUAACUGCACGCCCACAAUUCAAAUCAGUGUACCUUAACGCUUCUGAAGAUACCCAAGCAGCUGCUGGAAGAUUCGCGUUUCAGUCCAAGCACGCCUACCCUGCAAGGCCUCAGCAGGUCGAUUCGCUAGUUUUGGAAAAAGCCAAUGUCAACAUCAGUGCGAUCAAUUUGACCGGGCCCAAUUGCACGGCCGACGCGUGUGAGGCUAUCUUGCUAGGGAAAUACCCUUUCGUCUACGUGUGCAUCAAGCUGACCUACCUCGCUAGUCACGGUUACAUUCCCCUCGAUGUCGAGGAUUUAACAGCCACGACCGAGUGCGCCCGGCAGGCAGCUGCAGGCAUGCCUGCCUGCGACUGCUCGAACUGCCUCCCUGAAGCAGCGGAGGCCUUAUGGCUGGCCCAGUUAGCCUUAACCAACGCCAACUUUGAUGGGACAUUCAGCUUAUCGCCUGGCGACUUGAUGGAUCUGGUUCGAGAACUACCAAUGCCUCCUUUUGUUCCGCCUUCUGAUAUACGACGUGUCGCACUUCGCUGUUCUCGAGAAGACCCCAUCUUCCAAUUGCCCACAUUGGAAACCUUGGUGGCCGAUCUGACUUCUGCUUUCAAAAAAAUGUUUGAUAUCGCAUUUCCAACCGGUUCAGACCUGGGCCCUGAAGAUUACUUUGGUCGUGAACUAGCAUGGGACAUCGCCAAAAAUAUAGAUAUCUUAAGGGUUCCCCAGGAUUUAUGUGUCAUCCUUGGAAGUGAAUCGCUUACCGGCCAAUUUGAUGUGAUAUUCAAAUCGUUUCUCAAGUGGCAAGAGGAAUCUGAUUCACCUUCGGCAAUCACAUCAGCGGCCGAACGCCGGCGUAAAGCGUGUCGUACUCCUGCCACGCCCAAGGUGCACCAAUCCGUGGAAGGAGCGACAAUGGCCAAAGAACGUGCUGAGACCGACAAGGCCGAGCUCAUCCGCACGCGUGAGCUAGCUAAAGAGCAGAAUGCAUUGCAAAAGGCCGCGACUCGCGCGAAACGUGCACAAGACAAGCGUGAUGCGGACGCGCAACACCGCGCGAGGAAGGACGCGAGCUUGGCAGCGAAGUCUCGUCGCUCAGGGGUGCCUCCACCUCAGCUGGUUUCCCCAGAUUCUUCGAUCUCACAACAUCAGGGUUCUACGUCUUCAAAACGCCCGGUAGAAGAUACAUCUUUGGCACCCAAAACGACCAAAAGACAUCAGCAUGAGGGGCUGGACCGUGUGGGUGGUCCUUCGCGCAUAAGUGAUCCUCAGCGUAUUUGA
This is a messenger RNA of Melampsora larici-populina 98AG31, 1347 nucleotides long. RefSeq lists its product as uncharacterized. The transcript has 4 exons. Bases 1 to 1347 code for a protein of 448 amino acids. NCBI's taxonomy places the organism in Eukaryota, Fungi, Basidiomycota, Pucciniomycetes, Pucciniales, Melampsoraceae. The record is from RefSeq and is a predicted model, not a curated record.